GACCGCGCCGAGCUGCUUUGCGUGCGGUAGUGGGGGAGCGGUGCGCGGAGCGGAGCCGACACCCACCCGGAGAAGAGAAGACUCUCCUCCCUCUCUCUCGCUAUCUCCUGUGCUCCUGCCGCCACCGCCGUCAUAAGAGUCAGAGAGAGGCGGAGGACGGGUUUCCCUAGGAGACCGCCUGGUUUGCGGGCUCUCCGGCGAGGCAGGGACCGCGCGGGGUCUGGUGCUGAUUUGGGAGCUUCGCGGAGCCGGCGCGAAGACCUCAGGGGAUGGGGUGGCUUUGCUGCUGCAAACGGCCGGACGGGAAGAAAAAGAGGAAGGAUACAACAUGGCGGAUCUUCUCGCUGAAGGAACUACAGUCCGCAACGAACAAUUUCAACUACGAUAACAAGCUUGGCGAGGGCGGGUUCGGCAGUGUCUACUGGGGCCAGCUUUGGGACGGAUCACAGAUUGCUGUGAAAAGGCUUAAGAGUUGGAGCAACAAGGCUGAAAAGGAGUUUGCCAUCGAGGUUGAGGUUUUGGCACGAGUGCGGCACAAGAGCCUUUUGAGCCUACGUGGAUAUUGUGCUGAAGGCCAGGAGCGUCUGAUAGUCUAUGACUAUAUGCAGAACCUGAGCUUACACUCUCACCUACAUGGACAGCACGCAGCUGAAUGCCAUCUUAGUUGGGAACGAAGAAUGAAUAUCGCCAUUGAUUCAGCUGAGGGCAUUGCCUAUCUUCAUCAUCAUGCGAUCCCACAUAUCAUUCAUAGAGAUGUCAAGGCAAGCAAUGUUCUCUUGGAUGCGAAUUUCCAAGCACGGGUAGCUGAUUUUGGUUUUGCAAAGCUCAUUCCAGAGGGUGUAACCCAUGUCACCACGAAGGUGAAAGGUACGCUCGGUUACCUUGCACCAGAGUAUGCCAUGCUUGGUAAGGCCAAAGAAAGCUGUGACGUCUACAGCUUCGGAGUACUGCUGCUUGAGCUUGCCAGUGGAAAGAAGCCAGUUGAGAAGAUAAACCCCACUACAAAGCUAACCAUCACCGAGUGGGCUCUUCCACUCGCUUGCGACAAGAAGUUCAAGGAAAUGGCUGAUCCAAAGCUGAAGGACAGCUUCAUUGAGGCUGAAGUGAAGCGGAUGGUGCUCGUCGGGCUUGCUUGUACCCAGAAGAAGCCAGAACAAAGACCAAUAAUGUCUGAAGUUGUUGAGUUGCUCAAGGGAGAAUCUGCUGAAAAGUUAUCCAACUUGGAGAACGGUGAGCUGUUCAAGCCUGAGCAGGCCAGCUCUUGCCAGGGAACAUCUGGUCCUAAUAGCUCAGAUGUUAUCACUGAAGAGAAGGAUUCAAAAGAAGAUACGAUAGAGGAGGCAACGGAUUCAAGUGAGACAGUACCCUCAGUUAGGUAGUUUUAUCCACAAAGGCGAAAGGUGUUGUAUAUCCCUUCAUGGGAAAGUAUGGUUUGUCUGUGUAUCAUUGUGUGCGUGUCUGACUGCUCCUUGUUGUUGGUACCUUACUUGGGUCGCUUCCAGUCCAGUGUAUGGUUGAUUUGUUUUCGUAUGAUUGUGCUAUGGAUUGUAAAAUUCUGCAUGGGCUGGUUCCAACAGUAAAUGUUGAAUGUAUUCAUGUUGUUACCGUUUAGCUAAUGUAACUCAUCAAUUAUUGGUGUGCAAAGCCUAUAAUUGGUGUGCAAAGUGUGUAAUUCAACAACUUGAUGCUUCUGAGUAUAUUUUGGCUGCGCAGAAUUCAGCAAGAUUUA
Brachypodium distachyon (stiff brome) is the source of this 1729-nucleotide messenger RNA. Its product is annotated as PTI1-like tyrosine-protein kinase At3g15890. Gene Ontology annotation, cellular component: plasma membrane. The coding region runs from base 270 to 1379 and encodes 369 amino acids. NCBI's taxonomy places the organism in Eukaryota, Viridiplantae, Streptophyta, Magnoliopsida, Poales, Poaceae. The transcript has 4 exons. The record is from RefSeq and is a predicted model, not a curated record. Gene Ontology annotation, biological process: protein phosphorylation. Gene Ontology annotation, molecular function: ATP binding; protein kinase activity.